This is a messenger RNA of Zea mays, 780 nucleotides long. RefSeq lists its product as uncharacterized. Bases 98 to 619 code for a protein of 173 amino acids. Gene Ontology annotation, molecular function: acid phosphatase activity. The transcript has 4 exons. NCBI's taxonomy places the organism in Eukaryota, Viridiplantae, Streptophyta, Magnoliopsida, Poales, Poaceae. The record is from RefSeq and is marked provisional.
CAAACCCAACACAUCGUGUCUGCGUUCUCCCCCUUUACGCCGGCGAGUGUUCGUCGCUGGCUCGCUGCAGCGGGGAGAAUAGAGGCAGAGAGCAGGGAUGAGCGACGAGCGGGUGAAGGCGGAGGCGCUGCAGAUCCUGGGCCUAUUCCAGGUGCUCCCCCGCCUCGUCGUCUUCGACCUCGACUAUACCCUCUGGCCCUUCUACUGCGAGUGCCGGUCCAAGAGGGAUUCGCCGAGCCUUUUCAGGCACGCCAGGGGCAUCAUGUACGCCCUCAAGGAGAAGGGGAUCGACAUGGCGAUUGCUUCUCGCUCCCCCACCCCGGACAUAGCCAAGGUGUUCCUCGACAAGUUGGAGUUCCAGUCCAUGUUCGUCGCCCAAGAAAUAUUCUCCAGCUGGACUCACAAGACUGAGCAUUUCCAAAAGAUCCAGAGGAAAACUGGGAUUCCCUACAAAUCCAUGCUGUUCUUUGAUGACGAGAACAGGAAUAUUGAAGCAGUAUCAAAAAUGGGAGUGACGAGUGUUUUAGUAGAGAACGGGGUGAACCUUGACAUGUUUAAGCUGGGUCUCAGUAACUUUGCAACUAACUGUGCUGCCUCCAGCAGAAAGGAUGACGAAUAACCUCGAGAAGUGAUACAUAGAAGAAAAUACCUUCAAAACACUGUACUCGAAUUCAUUGUAAUCAAUUUGCCCGAUUCAUGAACAAUUUAUUGGUGAAAGAUGACCUCACAGACUAGCUUUUGAACUGAUGCAACGCCUGUCUAAUAUAUUUAUUUGAAGGC